Messenger RNA from Durusdinium trenchii, 699 nucleotides. NCBI's taxonomy places the organism in Eukaryota, Dinophyceae, Suessiales, Symbiodiniaceae. The record is from the annotation of a GenBank genome assembly.
AUGGAAUCGGAUGUGCCAGAGCCGGCGGAUGCGCCCAGUGUGGAGAUGAUUCCCAUGCCCUUCCGGAGCAAUGUGGGGUCCAGAGUGGACUUGGGAAGAUCCGAAGCCCCAGAUCCGCCCAGCGCAGCUCCGAAGGAUGUCAAGAUCCAAGUGGACGGUGAGGCUCGAUCCGCCCGCGACUCCCAAGCGCUCAGAAUGGAUUCCUCCCAUUGGAUUCGUCCCAGUGACGGUGCCACCGCUCUGCACCGUGCCGCUGAAAGAGCGAACUCCUCAGUAGUGACGAGGCUCCUCGCCGCCCGUGCGGCCGUGAACGCCGUGGACCAUGAGGGCGCCACAGCACUGCACCGUGCAGCGGCUGUAUCGACAGACAAUGGCGACAAUGGCGAUGUAGUGAAGGUGGUGAAGCAGCUUCUGAUGACACACCACGACUUGAAUCUGAACAGUUGCAAAGCGAGGGUGACGGGCGAUCGCAAGAAAAACCAUCUCCACCAGAUCUGCCGAGCAAAGAUGAAGAUGAUCUACCACAAGCACCAGCAGCACCACCAGCACCACCGCCGCCGCCGCCUGUGCUACAGCCCGAGCCUGCCUCGGACGUACGACUUGAAUCUGAACCGCAAAGAGAGGGUGACGGGCGAUCGGAUCUACCACAAGCACCAGCAGCACCUCCGGCACCACCGCAGACGCCGCCGCCUGCGCUAA